UAUUGGUUUCAGUAGAGGCUGCGGUGCUUUCAUGGCUCAGCUCAGGAGCUUCAUCGUUCUCCUCCUCGUGGUCGUCUUCGACGACCAUGUGUCGUAUGGGGAAGCAGCAUACAGCAUUGCCGAUUACGGCGCCAAAUCAGAUGGCCGGACCGACUCGACCAAGUCGCUGCUCGCUGCAUGGGAAGCGGCCUGCGGCUCGGCGGGGUCGGCCACCAUGUACGUGCCGGCCGGGGACUUCUUGGUCGGCCAAGCCACCUUCGCUGGCCCAUGCAGCAGCAGCAAGAUCACCGUCCAGAUCGACGGGACGCUCGUCUCGCCGUCCGAUCUCGGCGGGGCUGGCGACUGGCUCGUGUUCCACCACGUCGAGGGCGUGUCGGUGUACGGCGGGACCGUCGACGGCCGCGGAUCCUCCCUCUGGGCCUGCAAGGCCGCCGGACGUAGCUGCGCCGCCGGAGCCUCGUCGCUAACGUUCAGGAACUCGAAGGACAUCACGAUCAGCGGGCUGACAUCGACGGACAGCGAGCUAUACCACAUCGUGAUCGACGGCUGCGAUGGCGUGACAGUGCAGAACGUCAAGAUCACGGCACCAGGGAACAGCCCCAACACCGACGGCAUCCACGUCCAAGGGUCGAGCCACGUGACGAUUACCGGGGCCAGCAUCAAGACCGGCGACGACUGCAUCUCCGUCGGGCCCGGCACCACUAACCUGUGGAUCGAACAGGUGGCGUGCGGCCCAGGCCACGGCAUAAGCAUCGGGAGCCUGGGGAAGGGGUACGACGAGGAGGGGGUGGAGAACGUGACGGUGAACACGGCGGUGUUCACGGGGACGGAGAAUGGGCUGCGGAUAAAGACAUGGGGGAGGCCGAGCCAGGCGUUCGUGAAGGGGGUGGUGUUCGAGCACGCCGUGAUGCAGAACGUCCAAAACCCCAUCAUCAUCGACCAGAACUACUGCAACGGCGACAGAGGAUGCCCCGACCAGAGUUCCGGCGUCAGGAUCAGUGGCGUGACGUACAAUGACAUUCAUGGAUCGUCUGCAUCGGAAGUGGCGGUCAACUUCGACUGCAGCGCCAGCAACCCCUGCACCGGAAUCGGGUUACAGGACAUCAAGCUCACCUACGGGAACACGGCGGCGGAAUCAUCCUGUAAGCACGCCGAUGGCACCGCCUCCGGCUUCGUCGUGCCGCCAAGUUGUCUAUGAUGGCGAACUCCGGUUGCAGCAUUACCACGCAGCUCAUACAUAACAGUUGUAGCACUACAUGUAGACGACUCAGACACAGAUGCCUACUUCGAUGAC
Molecule: messenger RNA, 1294 nt
Organism: Musa acuminata AAA Group (dessert banana)
Lineage: Eukaryota; Viridiplantae; Streptophyta; Magnoliopsida; Zingiberales; Musaceae
Product: polygalacturonase-like
Exons: 4
Coding region: 32-1198 (388 amino acids)
Biological process (GO): carbohydrate metabolic process
Molecular function (GO): polygalacturonase activity
Source: RefSeq, a predicted model, not a curated record